GGGAGGUGGAAAAAGAGAAGAAGCAAGCAAGGAAGGAAGGAAAGAAAUCCCCAACUCAAAACUCCUUCCUUCAUCAGAUUUGCUCCCCUCCCCACCCAAAUCUGUCUGUCCCAACUCCCAACCCUAACCAAACCCCCAACUCCACUCCUUCAUCACCCAAGAAGCAUGGCGCCGGCGGCCGGUCGCGGCCGAGGACGAGGACGGGCCCGGGGACGCGGCCGCGGCCGUGGGCGCGGACGAGCGGCCAAGACCCCGCCGCCUCCCGCCGCAGAACCCGCGCCGGAGGAGGCUCCCGACGCCGCCGAGCAGGAGCAGGAGCAGGAGCAGGAGCAGGAGCAGGAGCACGAGCAGGAUCAGGAGCACGAACAGGAGCAGGAGCAGCUCACCCACAACACCCAAGAUGCCGCCGCCUCUGCCUCUGCCUCUGCCUCUGCUUUUGCGGGGCGGGAGACGAUUGAGAUCUCUGACUCGACAGAGGCAUCCCCUCAACACUGCGCCUCCUCGCCAGACAUAUAUAGCUCAACCACAGUCCACCAGCACAUCAAGGAGGAGGAGCCAACCUCAAUCACAGUCGAUGAGCCGAGUGAGGCCGACGUGCCGUCUCCUACCAAUGAUGAUGAGCAGCAGCAGAAAAUGGAGGUGGAGGCUGGAGAGCCUCAUGAUAUGUUGUUGUCCGUAGAGCAAGAAGAAGCGCAAGGAAAUAAUAACCAGGAGGAUGCAGGGCCCGAUGCGAACAAGCAAGCGGUACAGAGCAAAGAAGCAGAGGUGAUAGAGCAGGAGGGUGGAAAAGCCGAUGAUGAUGAUGUAGCGGUAAAGACUGCUGCAACUCAUGAUGCACAAAAUAAGCAAGACAGCCAACCUAACCCACUCCACCAGGGACAAAUGCUUGCAGCAACUCAUGAUGAUAAUUCAGAAAAUAAGCACCCACUCCACCAACAACAGAUGGAUGCUCAGCAGGAAGAGGAGGAGGAGGAGGAUCCUCAAGAGGUCAUCUUCGACGACUCUGUCUCCGUGGGUGAAGGGCAGGCCGCAUCUGAGAUCAAGCAAGGAGACGACCUUGCUAAGGCCACGGAGGACGACGACGACGGGCAGGCUGCAGCUGAGAGCAAACAGGAAGAGCACCGUGCUAGGGCGUCGGAGGAGCACGGCCAGGCUGCAGGUGAGGUCAAACAGCAAGAGGACGAGCGCAAGGUUAUGUCAGACAUGGCCAAGAACAGGCAGCGCAAAAAGGAGCUAGAGAUCUUUGUGGGAGGGCUGGACCGUGAAGCCGUCGAGGAGGAUAUUAGGAAGGUGUUUGCGCACGUCGGUCAUGUUGUGGAGGUCCGUCUCCACAAGGAUCUCUCCACCAACAAGAACAAGGGCUUUGCGUUCGUCAGGUUUGCAAACAAACACCAGGUGGCUCGCGCGCUUGCUGAGGUGAAGAAUCCUAUGAUACAUGGCAAACGUUGUGCCGUUGCCGCUAGCGAGGACAACGACACACUCUUCUUGGGCAAUAUUUGCAAUACAUGGACAAAGGAAGCUAUUAAGAAGAGGCUGCUUGACUAUGGAGUUGAAGGAGUUCAAAGCUUAACUCUUGUUCCUGAUACUCAAAACGAAGGCCAGAGCCGUGGUUUUGCAUUUCUCGAGUUUUCUUGCCACGCGGAUGCGAUGCUUGCAUUCAAGAGGCUGCAGCAACCAGAUGCUCUGUUUGGUCAUCCUGAGAGAACUGCAAAAGUUGCUUUUGCAGAGCCAAUAAAAGAAGCAGAUGCAGAAGUUAUGGCUCAGGUCAAAUCAGUUUUUAUUGAUGGGCUUCCACCAUACUGGGAUGAAGAGCGUGUUAAAAACCGAUUCAAAGCUUAUGGUUUGAUAGAACGAGUUGUGCUUGCUCGCAAUAUGUCUAGUGCUAAAAGAAACGAUUUUGGAUUUGUCAACUUCUCAACCCAUGAGGAGGCUCUUGCUUGUAUUGAAGCCACCAACAACACCGAGCUGGGUGAUGUUGGAAAAGCAAAGCUAAAAGUAAGGGUUAGACUUUCAAACCCUCUACCUAAAAGUCAGGCUGUGAAAGGUGAAAUGAGUGGCGGGUUUCGAAUUGGACAUCCUGGAUCUGGUUUUAACAGGCCUGGUAGAGGUUUUAAUAGGGGAAGAGCUGCCCCUCGCCGGGAAGGUUUCCAUGGUGAUAGGGGUUUCAAUAAUCACACUCCUGUUCGUGGUGGGAGAUUUAAUUCUGCAUACAGUAACAACAGUUUUGAAGCUUCGCCCUCUGAUUUCCGAGCCAGGCAGGCUCCUCCUGCCUUUCGAGGGGGUUCCUCAGGAAGGCAGCAUGAUUUGUUUGAUAGAGGACAGGGGAGAGGAUAUCAUCAUCCACCUAGAGGGCCAACAUUUGAGCCCGAGGGUGAUUUUGGUAGACCCUUUGGUGAAAACCCAUAUCUCUAUGAAGAUGUUCGGCAUGGUGCUAAGAGGCCAUAUUCUCACAUGGAACCCGGUCCUCCUGGAUACUUUGAGCAUGGUGGUCCUCCUCGUGUGCGCCCUCGCUUUGACCAUUACGAGCAGCCACCAUUUCCUGGAGGGAACCGUUUUGGUCAUUAUGACCAGCCACCAUUUCCUGGAGGUGACCGCCACAGAGACUCUUUUGGGACGAGGGGUGGUUAUUCACGUGAUCAUCACUAUGGCCCUGCUCCUGGUCAUGCCCCGCCCCCUGCCCAUGCCCCUCCCCCUGCCCCAGCUCAAUAUGGUAGGGGUGCAUUCCAACCACACCAUAGAGGCGGGCAUUCUGGAGGCGGUUAUUACCACCACUAGGUGGUAUCACAGUAUGUCUCUUGUCAGCUGGUGUGACUUUCUCUUACUGGUCUUGUUUGAUAUUUGCAAUGAUCGUGCGGCACUAACAUCGGUUUACAUGCAGACAUCAGGUGGUGCCGUGUGACACUAGUGUUUGGUUUGGUAGUGACUAGUGAGAAACAUAUUGCCGCUUAUUAGCUACUAGUACUCGCAAGUCAGUUGGUUGUUAGUUAUCUUUCAAAGUACCGUUCGUUGUCGCAGACCAAUAAUUAACUGUCCUUGUUAAAGGACAUGUUUGGGGUCAUGAAUCUGUUGUGAGGAUAUUGGUGGAUGAUGUUAUAGAACUAGAGGCAUGACAUGGACCGACCUCUCUGUAUUUGAUUAGAUAACAUUAUGGAUUAUGGAUUUUAGACAGUUUAUGUGGCUUUGCGGAGAAUUGCCUGAGAUUGUUGAUGUUGGUCUUGAGGUCAAUGGGGAUAUGAGACUGUUGUUUGGUAAGAUAUUUGAUUCUUGUCUUGGGGAUAUUUGGUGUACAUGUUGUGAUUAUAUAGUGGAUGGAUGAUGCAUGCAGUAACUAGCAUUCACAUGAGGCUGCAGUUUAUGGUGUCACAAUUGUUGGAGUUGGUCAAGUAGACUUGUUUUGUCGAGGUUCAUUGGCUGGCUAUUUUAGCACUUGGGUCCAAAUUUGGUCAUAUUUAUGAGGUGCUCAUUGGGGGACAUGAUGACAGAAUUUCAGCAUGGAUCAACAAGUUGUUUUGGUGUUGGUUAUAUAAGAGAUUGGUUCUGGUUGGUUCGAUUAUGAGUUGGAUUUUGGGUUGUUGAUGGUUGCAUACGGAAACUUUUAGGCUUUGGUGUUUCUGGUACGUCAAGGAGUAGGAAUCAGUGACUGAUUUUGGCCCCUAACUUGAUUUCCUUGUCUUGGUAAUUUGCUAACGUGCGAAAAUUACUGGAGCAUCUUCAUGAGGCAGGUAAGAUGUUCGUCUAGAGGCGGCGUGCUGCAUUCUUGGGGCGAUGAAGGCAUUCUUGGUGUAUGCAUAGCAGCAUUUGAAGAUGGAUGUUUUGUUUGUACAUUUGACCACUCUUGUGUUUUUAGAUACAUUCCCAGAUGUUUUUUU
Molecule: messenger RNA, 3869 nt
Organism: Triticum dicoccoides
Lineage: Eukaryota; Viridiplantae; Streptophyta; Magnoliopsida; Poales; Poaceae
Product: nucleolin-like
Exons: 13
Coding region: 166-2775 (869 amino acids)
Molecular function (GO): RNA binding
Source: RefSeq, a predicted model, not a curated record